Messenger RNA from Linum tenue, 1362 nucleotides. The record is from the annotation of a GenBank genome assembly. NCBI's taxonomy places the organism in Eukaryota, Viridiplantae, Streptophyta, Magnoliopsida, Malpighiales, Linaceae.
AUGGCGGCAAGGUUGGACAGUGUGGUGGAGUUACUUCGGCCGCUCGUCUAUUCCAGAGCUUGGGAUUACUGUGUUGUUUGGAAGUUGACGAAUGAUCCUUCCAGGGUUGUGGAAUGGAUGGGCUGUUGCUGCAGCGGCGCGGAGAUGGGUUCCGUCGAUCCUGCUGAUAGCGUCGUCAAGCAGGAGAUUGGAGCAGAGGUAAUGGGCACUCGUAAUUUUUGGGGUCCGCUCUGUAGAGAUGUUCACUUGAAGCAUCGGAUUAGCACAAUGGCUUGUCAAGCUCUUGCUCGCUUGCCUUCUUUCAUGCCUUUGUAUUCUGGGAUUCAUGGAGAGGUUGCCAUUUCAAGUCGAUCAAGGUGGCUUCACCACGCCGGCAAUGUCGCUGAUUCUGAGUGUCAUUCUGAAUCAUCUGGGACUCAAGUUUUGAUCCCGGUGCUCGGCGGGCUGGUUGAGCUUUUUGCAGCCAAGCAUGUGCCUGAAGAUAAGAAGAUUGUUGACUUGAUUAUGACUCACUGUAACAUGCUUCUUCUUGAGACUCUCAAGGAGGAUGAUCUCAACCCCUUGCUCCAAAACGAGUUCCACGAUCUGUUGUCUCCCUUCCACAUGUUCAGUCUCAUUCCCGAGAUACAGCUUCUUCCUCCCACAUUGCCGCUGCAGCUAUCCACUGCCAGUAACGGCUUUGAAGGAUCAUCAAGCACUUGCAGGCCUUCAAAUGGUUAUCCAUUGUUGGAUCUGUGUUAUAGUCCAUUUUCUGUACAAAAUGCAGGAUCAGGUAGCUCAACGGAAUCCAAGUACCAGGAGAGCUUCCUGAAGAAACAAGCCCCCUCUCCAAGGGUGGUUUCACAGGGUAAGCAGAAAUUGGACAGAAACACGAACAAAUCCAAGAAUCUUACGUCGGAGAGGAACAGGAGGAACAGGAUCCAAGAACGGAUGCUCUCCCUACGUGCCUUGGUCCCCAAGAUUACAAAGAUGGACAAAGUUUCAAUAAUUGGAGAUGCAAUCGAGUACAUUAUUGAGUUGCAGAACGAGAAACAGAGACUCCUAGAGGAGCUUCAACAGAUUGAAAAUGAGCAAGGCAAGGAGGUCGACGUGAAACAGGAAUUAGGUGAUGACGACCUACCCGUUGCUGCUAAAACUAGAAGGAUUGAGGCUCAACUAGACGUGACCCGCAUUAACAAAAACGAGUACUUGAUCAAGCUCUUGUACCACCAGAAGAAUGGCGGAUUCGUGAAGCUGAUGGAGACUUUGAGCUCUCUAGGUCUUCAAGUUGUAGAUGCCAACAUUACCAACUUUGAUGGCCAAGCUCUAAACAUUCUCCGGGUUGAGGUACCACUCAGACUUUUGUGUUCUGUCGGAAGUUAA